AUGGUAUUUCGUCCAAAUUGCUCGUUGCCAGAAUCGGCUCCGAGCGGGUUUGUUUUAAGCCCAAACGUUCGCUCGACUACCGGUAUCGCCUGGAGCUGUGUGAGCAUUAUAAUCCUCUCCACCUGGUCUGUCCUCUUCCUCUCUGUACCGCCUGAUAUCAACACGACGGGCUUUCGCCAGGAAAUUCGAAGACAACUGUAUCUGGCAGGGCGAAAGCUAGCUGGUAUGUGCAUAAUGCUUGCAUUUCCAGAGCUUAUAACCGCCAAUUGUAUUGCAAACCUGCAUGUUGCUUGGAUCAACUGUGCUCAGCUUCGGCAAUGGGCUGAACAGGACAAUGUCCCCUGGUCCAUGGCUCAUACUCUUUUGGCCAAUAUUGGGGGCAUCGCUGUGCAAUUUUCAAACAUCGAUUGCGAGCAAGGUGUACCGAAACAGUGUUCAUUGCAAAGCCAUGAAGUCCCGGCAAUAGCUUUGAACACUACAGCCAGUAAUGAUAACAAGGGACCGGGUCGGGUUGAAAUCAAGUCAAAUGCAGAGCCAGACACAAGAUUUGCAUCCAAAUUAGAAUCUGCUGGAUCCCAAAAAUGCGAUCAGGAGAUUCUCAACAGCACAUUGAGCGUUAAAGAUAUCCCUAGCUUUCUGAAGGAUUUCCAACGGAAGCAACAACGACGACUGGAGGGACAUGGAGAAACCCCAUGGAGACCGUAUACACCACACCAAAUACUUGCCACAAAGGUUGCAAGCGAGAUGAAACUGAGUCAUGGUAACACCAGGGUGUACAACUCUCAAAAUAUUGCACCAUUGCAAGGCAAUAUCUGGAUUCUGGACGCUAAUCAACUGUGUCUUGCGCGGAGGCUUAACAUUAUCCGACAACUGCCUAGGAUCACGCCAAACGAAAUUGAUGACAGGAGCAAAAGCGAUGGCCUCAUGAGAUUCCUGGCAGUGAUGCAACUUUCAUGGCUCGCAGUUGAGCUCAUUGCCCGCGCGACAGGCGGCAUGCCCUCGGCAGCACUCGAAAUUAGCACGCUGGCUUUCGCCAGCAUGGCAUCAAUCAUUUAUGUCAUCGAGUGGCGGAAGCCAAAAGACAUUCGGGUUCCAUUCUAUGUGGAUGCAGACAGCAACAUUUCACAGACGGCAUUUGCACAGGUCGCUCAGGUAGCGCCUAUGCUCUACCCAACACCCAAUCGACACUAUUACAUGCCAACGUAUGUAAUACAUCAAGUCAUUGACAACAAGUAUUCUAAACGAUAUUUGGAUCGAAUUUAUAUGCUGUUCAGUGCCAUUUGUACCUCUAUAUUCGGUGGAAUUCACCUUUUUGCUUGGAAUUUCCCCUUUCCCAGUCACAUCGAGACGGUUCUUUGGAGAACUUCUGCCUUGAUAGUUGUCGUUGUUCCCAUUUUCAGCGUUCUUUCCAUUGCGAUUGAGAGUAUUCUGAGCAACCAUACGUCGCAAAAGACAUGGAAAUGGCCCGCCAUGGCACUUACACCCAUCUACUUAGCUUCUCGGAUUUACAUCAUGGUGGAGAGCCUCCGCUCGCUUUAUUAUCUUCCACCUGAAGCUUUGGCUGCUACUUGGGCGCAGGAGGCUCCACAUCUGUGGUGA
Molecule: messenger RNA, 1599 nt
Organism: Pestalotiopsis fici W106-1
Lineage: Eukaryota; Fungi; Ascomycota; Sordariomycetes; Amphisphaeriales; Sporocadaceae
Exons: 1
Coding region: 1-1599 (532 amino acids)
Source: RefSeq, a predicted model, not a curated record